AUUUAGGGGUGGGAAUAGAAAACAGUCAGAAGUUAUUCUGUCUUCUUUCCUGCGCUUGCCCGCCUUCAAUGAUUUGAAUUCAUUCAUAGCAGGACUCAGAAUGGAGGAGACGUUGCAACAAGAGGCGCAAGAGUUGGAAUAUAAAAAUCAGAAUGAAGACCAAGGUGGGAUCCGUCGCCGGUUGCGUGACAGGGAUCUUCUCAGGAAGAGAAAAGCAGAAGCAGAAGAGAAGGAGACUAACCAGUGGGUUUUUGGGGUGGAGAGCCAGAGGAAAAGACCCAGGGCCGACAGUGGCAUAAAGAGGAGAGGGAGGCCCAAGAAGAGUGAGCCCACACCGGAGAUAUCUGUCUCUCAGGAGGAGGAGGAGGAGGCAGUGCCUCAGGAAGCUCCUGCAGUAGUGGUGGUGCCUGAAGCUGCUGAGGUCAUCUCAGAUCAAACGCCAGGCUCUCUAGCCCCCUUACUCGCUGUGGAAUCACAACCUUCAUCUGUGCUUGCUGCCCCUGCACCUCAACCAGUGCUUGGAUCCAUCCAGAGCCCCAUCUUUGCUCCAACUCUGACUCCUCCAGCUCCAGUUAACCCAACUCCAGCCCUUUUUUUACCCUCAGCUCCUGCUCCAUCUCCCGCCAAAGUCCUAGACGAGGCUCCAGCUCCAGCUCCAGAAGCUGUUCCAUUCCCAGUCUCAUUCCCAGUCCCAGUCCUGACCACAGCCCCUGUUCCAGCUGCAGCUCCUGCUCCUCUUGCAGCUCCUCCUGCAGCUCCUCCCCAGGUGGAGAAACUCUUCACAGAGUCACAAGGCAGAGAGGUCCCUGACCAGGUCCUGAUUGAGGAUUUGGGGCCAGAUGAGGAGGAUGACAUCUCUCCAUCUCAAGACAAAGGAGCUGAUGAAGAUUUGAUGGAGAUACCGUCGAUCAACAUACCUGAAGAAAACGAAAUGUUCUCUAUUCCAACCUUUUCCUCAAUGCCUCCUCCACAAAAAUAUUUCCCUGGAAAUUCAUUCUAAUUUUCUAAAACACUUUUCACAUACUGCCUCAGCUCAGACUACAUCCUUCUUGGUCACAGUUUGCUUCUGAGUAUUAUUUUGGUUAGUGUGCAGCCUGUUGGUUGAAGAGAACAAACAUAUUGAGCAUUGCUGAUUUGACAAAUAUAUGAAUUCAAACCAAACCUGUAUGCUUAUUUAUUUUGCUUUGUGCUUCACUGCGAAGCUCAUGAGCUCUAUUUUGUAUUUUGCAUUUAGUAAACAGCAAAUUUUGCCUGCUUUUAUUUAAAAAUAAAUGAUAUAAAUCACUGGUAAUGAUUUAUUAUUUGUAAUUAUGGAUUUAUUUGAUAGAAUUUUGUAAAAGUUGUUUUUCACUUAAUAAAAUACACUGCUUACAAUCA
Messenger RNA from Sebastes umbrosus (honeycomb rockfish), 1377 nucleotides. It is a transcript of the gene hemgn, whose product is annotated as hemogen. Bases 101 to 1000 code for a protein of 299 amino acids. NCBI's taxonomy places the organism in Eukaryota, Metazoa, Chordata, Actinopteri, Perciformes, Sebastidae. The record is from RefSeq and is a predicted model, not a curated record. The transcript has 4 exons.